This is a messenger RNA of Arvicola amphibius (Eurasian water vole), 541 nucleotides long. RefSeq names its product CD99 molecule (Xg blood group) (gene Cd99). Gene Ontology annotation, biological process: homotypic cell-cell adhesion; T cell extravasation; positive regulation of neutrophil extravasation. The transcript has 9 exons. NCBI's taxonomy places the organism in Eukaryota, Metazoa, Chordata, Mammalia, Rodentia, Cricetidae. The coding region runs from base 68 to 532 and encodes 154 amino acids. The record is from RefSeq and is a predicted model, not a curated record.
CCCCGCCCCGGAGCCCCAUGGGAAAUGUAGUCCCGCCCCUCCCUCCGGCAAUCACGGCCCCGCGGUCAUGGCUCCCGCGCUCCUCGUCCUCUUCGCCUUCGCGCUGCUCGGCGGCCUCGGCCGGGGCCAGGAUUUCGACCUCUCGGACGCGCUCGACGACCCGAAGAAGCCGACGGCGCCGCCCAAGAAGCUGCAGCCGCCGCCGGGCGGAGACCUGGACCUGAGCGACGCCCUGGGAGGCGGAAACGACCCCGCCCCCCCACCGCCCAGGCCGAGGCCGAAACCGGAUCCGGAUGCCAGGCCCUCGGGAGGCGACUUUUCCAUCAAUGACCUGGAAGAUGCGGCCGGGGGCAAAGGUGGAGGCAAAGGACCCCGGGCUGAGGAGCCUGAGGCGGAAGGCCCCGCCCCCCAGGGCCUGGUCCCAGGCCUCAUCGGCGCCGCUGUGGCCGCCAUCGCCGGCGCCGUCUCCAGCUUCAUUGCCUACCAGAAGAAGAAGCUGUGCUUCCGGGAGCGCGGCUCCGCCCCCGUCUAGGGCCCCCCC